Molecule: messenger RNA, 1426 nt
Organism: Orycteropus afer afer
Lineage: Eukaryota; Metazoa; Chordata; Mammalia; Tubulidentata; Orycteropodidae
Gene: STK16
Product: serine/threonine kinase 16
Biological process (GO): protein phosphorylation
Cellular component (GO): Golgi apparatus; cytoplasm
Molecular function (GO): ATP binding; protein serine/threonine kinase activity
Source: RefSeq, a predicted model, not a curated record
GAUGAUGUAACCACUGUUUCCGGUCGCUGGCGCUUUUCUUUGGCCCGAGCCAGCAUGUUCUUUUGGGUCCUCAGCUCAUCGCCUGGAAGAGCCCAGUCAACCUGGACAAACCCUUCAAUAGCCUCAGACUGUUCUUGAGGAGGAUGACUGAGACACUAUGGGCCAUGCGUUGUGUAUCUGCUCUCGGGGAACUGUCGUCAUUGACAAUAAGCGCUAUCUCUUCAUCCAGAAACUGGGGGAGGGUGGGUUCAGCUAUGUGGACCUAGUGGAGGGGUUACAUGACGGACACUUCUACGCCCUGAAGCGAAUUCUGUGUCACGAGCAGCAGGACCGGGAGGAGGCCCAGCGAGAAGCAGACAUGCAUCGCCUCUUCCAUCACCCCAACAUCCUUCGCCUCGUGGCUUACUGCGUGAGGGAGCGGGGCUCCAGACAUGAAGCCUGGCUGCUGCUACCCUUCUUCAAGAGAGGUACGCUGUGGAAUGAGAUAGAAAGGCUGAAGGACAAAGGCAGCUUCUUGACUGAGGACCAAAUCCUGCUGCUGCUCCUGGGAAUCUGCAGAGGCCUUGAGGCCAUUCAUGCCAAGGGUUAUGCCCACAGAGAUCUGAAGCCCACCAAUAUCUUGCUUGGAGAUGAGGGGCAGCCCAUUUUAAUGGACUUGGGUUCCAUGAAUCAAGCAUGUAUCCAUGUAGAGGGCUCCCGCCAAGCCCUGGCCCUGCAGGAUUGGGCGGCCCAGCGAUGCACCAUCUCCUACCGGGCCCCGGAGCUCUUCUCUGUGCAGAGCCACUGUGUCAUUGAUGAGCGGACCGACGUCUGGUCCCUAGGCUGUGUGCUGUAUGCCAUGAUGUUUGGGGAAGGCCCUUAUGACAUGGUGUUUCAGAAAGGUGACAGUGUGGCCCUUGCUGUGCAGAACCAACUCCACAUCCCACAAAGCUCCAGGCAUUCUUCAGCAUUGCAGCAGCUACUAGCUUCCAUGAUGACUGUGGACCCCCAGCAGCGCCCUCACGUUCCUGUCUUCCUCAGCCAGGUGGAGGCACUGCAGCCCCUCCCUCCUGGCCAGCACACCACCCAAAUCUGAAGAAACAGGUGGCCCUGUUGAAGUGGACCCUGAUGCCUUGGGAAGAGGCUCCUGCACCUCGUUAGAAUCUCCAUCCAUUCUGUCCAAGACUGUUCCCUUACAGUUGGGGGCAGGCAGGGAAGGGAUAGUCAUCUCAGUCCUGCAUCUGCACUGCUGCUCUUACCCUCAAGAGCGACAGCUGGGCAAGGUGUCUGUGAUUGAGUUGGGGGCGGGGAGGUAGGGGAAAGGGAAGCUUCUAGAAUAUGGUACAUGGCUCUGGGCAGGACUGCUGAGCUCACAUGAUGGACUGUCUCCAAACCUGGGAGCAGGAGAACGUGUAUACAGAAGAAUAAAGUGAAAGCUGGUUGGUGU